Messenger RNA from Paramecium pentaurelia, 1631 nucleotides. Lineage: Eukaryota; Ciliophora; Oligohymenophorea; Peniculida; Parameciidae. The record is from the annotation of a GenBank genome assembly.
AUGUUUUAUGCAGGAAUUGAUAAGAAUAAAAAUGAAUUCUAAAUAAAGAACCCUUAAUAAGAAUAAUAAGGAACUCCUGUUUAAUCUAAUAGAAAAUAAUCAGCUUCUGAUAAAUAAAAACCUUCUAAUGUUAAACCACCUAAAGUAUUAAAAGAUGCUGGUUCAAAGGCACUUAAUUAUCCAUAAAUUACUCAUGAUAUUUUAGAUUAAUAAACUGCCAAUCUGAUUUUGAAGGAUCUCCCUAUAGGUAAUUUUAAAUUAUAAUAUAUAAUCAAAUAGGAUAACCAUCUUAAUAAUUUGAUGCUGUAGAGGCUUUAUUAAAUCAACAUAAAAUGCAAAAUUAAAGUCCAAUUAGGAGCAGUUAAAAGGAUAGUGGAAAUUCUAAGGAUUUAAAUAGUGCAAUGGCAAGAAGAUUAGCUGAUGUUGAAAAAUUAUCACAAAAUCAAAAACUAGAAUUGAAGGAGAAAUAUUAAAUAAUUGAGUAAUUGAGAGAAAAAGUCUAGGAAUUAACAGAAAUUAAUAGAAAAUUAGGAAGUGGAGAUAAAUAAGCAUAUAUGAAUGAGAUUAAUAGUUUAAAAGAGGAAAAUUAAAAAAAAUAAAAGAAAAUAGAAGAUAUGGAGAAAUUUUUAUAGAAAUAUGGAGUAAAAUGGGUUGGUGAUAAAAUAAGUGAUGAAGAUGAUAAAAAAAUGAAAUAGAUGGCAUCUGAUAUGAAAUAAAUGAAACCUUUAUUUAAUUAUCAUUUACCUAAAGAAAUCUCAAUAGAUGUAAUAAAAAGAAGAAUUGAAGAAUUAAAUUAUAUAAUGGAAAAAGAUGGAGCUAAUUAAAUAGUAAAAAAUGCAAAUGGUAUGCAUUAAUUUUAAAAAAUGGAACCAUUACCUAUUGGAUUUUAUAAAAAUGGUAUUGCAAUGAAAGGAUACAAAUUUUUCAGUUAUGGUUCAAAUGAUGCUUAUUAAAUAUUAGCUGAUAUUUUGGAAGGUUAUUUUCCAUAUUAAUUAAAGUAAUUUAAUAAUAAUAAUAAUAGAUAAUAAUAUCCAAAUGGGACUCCUUUGAAAUUAAUUGACAAAACUGAAGAGGUUUAUGAAGCAAAGGCUGAUGAUAAAAAAUAAUGUGGUUAUGAAGAUUUGGCAGAGAAAUAAUUAAAACCAAUGAAAAAGGAAGAGUUUUUAGAAGUAUUUAUAUAUUUUAAUUAUAAGUAAUUACCUGAAUGUGUAAUUAAAAAUGGUAAAAUAAUACCAAUUAGAUCAGAUAUUGAAAAAAGACUUUCUGGUUAACCAAAUUUAAAUGCUACAUAAUAAUUGAGAUCAGCUGGAUGUAGAUAAGAUCCUAUAGAUGGAAAUUGGAUAGUAGACACUGAAGCUUAAAGAAGAAUUGAUAAUGGUGAAGAUUUAGAAGAUGUUUGUACAUUAAAAUUUAGAACAGAAACUGGAAAAUAUAGUUUAAUAGCUUUGAUGUUUGGAAAUCAAAGAAUUUGUGAUAUGUAUCAAAUAGUAUCUGGAUUGAAAGAAUAUUAAGAUAGAAAUAUCUAAAUAAUAUUGAAUUUUCCUAGAACUGUAUUUUAAAAAGAUGACUAAACAACUUUAGAAGAAGCAGGAUUGAUGCCUAGUGCAUAAUUAUUUUUCAAUUUAAUAUGA